AUGGUAUCUCUGAUGUCACCAGAAUUACACUCGGUGUAUCUUUUGUAUGGUUGUGCCUUAGGCAUGGGUAUCAAUGCUUUGAUUGGUUCGCUUGCCAUGCACCACUUUGACUACAGAGGUGAAGUGUGGGGACUUCGAUUUAGCAGCGCCCUCAAAGGAUUAGUUUACCUCAAGGUAAGGAUAUGACAGUCAUUCCCGCCCUUCCCAUCUUCUAAGGAAAAAAGCCCUGGGAACGAGGUUGGAUUUUUUCCCUACAACGACCUCCACAAGAAUAAACCUUUCCUUUAAUUUGAAUACUUCAGCAGCGACCUUAGCCGCAAGAAACCAAACUUUAUUCAGUCACCUCCUAAUGAUACGUAUAAACAGAACAUAAAAUCCUUUAUGUACGUAUAUAACUAUAGAUGUCUAAACUGAAAAUUUCUUAUUAUCCACUUCCCUAAGGUCUCUUUAGAGUUAUUAAUCACAUUUCUUUGGGGGACUUUUCGCCAGUCUACUAACGAUCAAUGAAGUAGUAAGUUAUGAAUACCCCCCCCCCCCAAAUAUGAAUCUGAAUCUGACAUCGACAACGGCACCCACCAGGGAUUCCGUCCCCGGAUAUAUGUUACUAAAACGGAGAACUGGGAGACUGGAACUAGCACGGGGAACAGGAAAAUGAAAAAAUGGAAACAAAGUAGAGAGCUGCAAAUGAACUUAGUGAUAGGGCUGAAGUUCCAGUUAGGUUUUUUUCUCAUCCUUCAUUUUUGCCGUUUCGCGUGCUCGUUCCCCCCUCCCUGUUCCUUGUUUAUUCACAUCCCUCUGUCCCCUGCUAUUAAAGAAGAGUGUGAAGGUUUUUAGCGCCUGGGGGAGAGCCCUAUCUUAUUUGGCCUUGGCAGGUACGUGCCGCUAAAGAGAGUUAGUGUUUUAAAGAGGGUGUCGUUUCUGGCCCCGAAGCUUUUAAAAGAGGGGGAAUUGGGUUGGCGAUGAGCGGUCUAUAUUUGUGGCACCGACAACAAAAAUCUAAUUCUAUGAUCGCAGUUUUUAAACCUAAUUCUGUACGCGAAAUGAGCCAGUGUCAUUUUAUGAGCUCUCUUGUCUUAAACAGGAAGCGAAAAACGAUUUUUGUGCAAAAAGGGUCAUUGUUUGAAGUCCUCGGCGACACUGGUACCCAAAACUCCCUUGAGCGCCGCCCCAGGCUUUUACAUUCCACAAAAUCUUUUUUAUGAGCAAAGGUGGUGAGGAACCUAUCGUUUAUGGCUUAACCGAGAAGACUGGUAACUCGAACCGUUUGCAGAUAACAAAGGCAGCACUUUCUCCUCAGGCAUUUUAAAGCCCCGAGCGUUGAUCCGGCUGAGUUGUGAACAUGCGGCCUCCCUGUUCAGCGGACUUCUAUUCUUUUUCAUUGGAAUUUUAAGACAAAUGUUUCACGCGCAGGGCUCCUGUCACGCGUCAGUGUUUAAUUGCUAAUCUUUUCGAUCUUUUAUAACAAUCAGCUAACGUCUGGUAGUUUAUUUCUUUUUCAGACACUCGUUCUCACGAAGAGUGCCUUGCUAAAGUUUUCAACUGGGCACGUAAUCGAUCUGAUAUCAAACGAUGUGCAACGAUUAGAAGAGGAGGCUUUUAAGUUACUAUUCUCAAGAGUUUUUACAUUUUUCGAGGUCGCCGUAGUCACAUUCUGGUUGGUGUACUUCAUCGGCUGGCAGUCAUUAAUGGGUGUUAUUUUCCUGGCUUGUCUUUCUCCAUAUUACGCUCUGCUGUCCGCUGCUGGCUCUGAGUUACGCCUGCGCACAGCCGGGAUUUCUGACAAGCGGCUCUCGUGGAUGAACCAGGUAGUUUCUGGGAUUCGCGCCAUUAAAACAAAUGCAUGGGAGAAGGAAUACCGAGAUAGCAUUAAAAGUACACGAAGGUAGGAAAAAAACAAUAAACCUUUUAGCUUGCAAGUUUUGUUUUCCCAAUUCAGACCACGUAAUGUUCUUGAGGAAAUUUACCUUGUCUUUUCAUAAAUCAUGUACAAAUAUGCACGGUCAUCUGCUACACAAAAGUACGUGGCUUUUGUACUAAAAGACAACGCCCUUAAGAAACAAUGAGUUCCUCCUCAGACCUUUCUAUGUUACGCAAAAUCUAUGUAUAUAACAUAAAGAAUGAAGUAGCUUGAGAACUGACAGCAAACAUUUCGUGCGCGAUGCCACCACUGGUUUUCCCGCGAAAUGAAGUCUGAGGAACGCGGCGGAGCGCAGAAAUUCCAUACUGAUGACGUGUAACUAGUCAGAUCUGGGUUGUGUCUGAUUGGUUGAAGCAAAAUUUCCCACACGGAGCGACCAAUCAGAAAAACUAUCCAGAUCUGGGGUCAAUUUCAUAAAACUAGUACAAGUGUAAUUUACAAGUGUGGCUAUUGUUCUCAUUCUCUAAAACAAUAGCCACACUUGUAAAUUAUGCAUCAGUCAAUUCCACCUGCGCCUAGUCCCCCCGCCCCCCCCGGGCUACUGCGGGGCAUUUGCCCGCCUUGUCAGUCCCGGGGGUGGGGCAUUUGCAAAUUUUGCACUGCCCGGGGGCCGGGCAUUUGCCAACCCCCGGGCCAUUCCCGAGCUUUUGACGCGCACGCGGUUUCCUAUCAGAAUGUAACCACACAGAAGGUUUUACUGGAAAAAAAGCAGAUUGGCUCAUCCGUCAAGGACAGGAAUAAAUUGUAGAGGGUUGUAAAGGCAUGUUCUCGAUUUUACAUGUAUGUAUGCAUUUCUUCAUUGCUUAUCAAGCCAGAAUUACAGAGGGAAAUUGGAGCUAUCGAUGUGAAUCAACGUUUUUUGGUUAUUGAAUCUAAUUUCUGUUGAUAUUAUUUGAAGAACACCCUUUCAUAUUUAUAAAUCUAUUCAUAACAGAUAACUUUACAGCGCUCUAUUAAUUUUAAUGUCAAUAACUUUAUAUCAAUACUAAAACCAUAAACUGGUGCAUGUCGUCGCGGCCUGAAAUCUUAAUUAGAAUCCUAGCGCUAUUACAAAGGAAGACGUUAAUUGAAACAAAAAAAUCGCACUUUAAAAUGGCACUAUUGGACUAUGCGAUCAAUAAAACAUGUUGCACUGUUGAGGGAGGACGGGGCAUUUGCCCUCUUUUUUCUUCCCCACCCCGGGGGAAUUGCCAGCUCAAGGGUCCCCACCCCCGGGAAUUUGCCAUCCGAGGCAAAAAAAAUGCUAAUUCCCGGGGGUCAGCCCGGGGGGGGCCUGGGCGCAGGUGGAAUUGACUGAUGCAUUACACUUGUAAACGUUUUAUUAAACUGGCUCCAGGAUAGCAAAAAGUCAUCAGUGGAGAAUUUAUGCGCUCAUUUCCAAGACGUUAUUUCGCGUGAAAACAACUAGUGGCAUCGCGAAGUGUCAGUAGUUUUCUCAGGCUAAGCAUGGAGCGCAUCUUUUAAAAAUCAAUAUUUUAUUUUCAGCCGUGAAAUAAGUAUUAUCCGAAAGAAGAGCAUCAUUUUGACAAGCCUUGCUGCCUUGGACAUGGCUUCAGUGCCAAUGGCUGCACUUGUGUCUGUUAUUGCAAUGGUAUUAACUGGGAAACAUCUGACACCAGUCAAUGUUUUCAUGCUUAUCUCUUUCAUCUAUGUAUCAAGAGUCACCUGUUCAAUUUUACUGGCCAGUGGUUUGCAAGACACAUAUGACGCGUAUGUUUCACUUAACAGAAUAGAAUAUUUUCUUCUGUUACAAGACCCACCUACGGGCACCGCUCCAGCUCUUCAGUUCGCGGAUCCCAUAAGAAACAUGGAGGGGUCCGCAGCGAUGUUGAAGAGUUCUUUAUGGCAGCAUAAGGAAGAAAUGAGAGAAAACGAAGAAGAUGGCAUUGAUGAACAUAAAAAUCGUGACACGAUGGAUACUUUGAUUGUGUCAAGAUUAAGUUAUGAACAGUCAAAGCGAAAAGAUGAAUUUAUUCUACAAGAUAUCGAAUUUAAGGCAGCUUCAGGGAGCUUAACAGUCAUUACCGGGCCAGUAGGUAGCGGAAAGUCUACCCUUCUCUCAGCAAUCGCUGGCGAGGUACCAGACAAACAGGGGAACGUAAUCUGCAGAGGGACUCUUGUUUACGCACCUCAGAUAGCUUGGGUAUUCUCGGGAACAAUUAGAGAAAACGUUUUGUUUGGCGAACCAUACAAUGAAUCCAAGUACAAAAGAGUCAUUGAAGCUUGUGCGCUGAGAGAAGACAUUCAUCAGUUUCCCGAUUGUGAUGAAACAAUGGUUGGAGAACGCGGUGAAUUGUUGAGUGGGGGUCAGCGGGCCCGAGUAAGCUUGGCACGCGCAGUCUAUGCUGAUGUGGACCUUUACUUGUUCGAUGACCCCUUAAGCGCUGUAGAUGUCAAGGUUGGUCAACAUAUUUUUGAAAAAUGCUUCAAAGACCUGCUGUGUCAAAAAACCCGUGUGAUUGCUUCCCACCAAGAGCAGCUUAUGGAAGAGGCUGAUAAUAUAAUUGUGUUGUAUAAAGGCCGUGUUUUGGGUGAAGGAAGCUUUAAUGAGCUAAAAGAAAGAGGAAUUCUGAAUGAAACUAUUGAUCCACUCUAUACCAUGAAAGCAAGCAGUGGCAAGUCAGAUCACCACCUUGAUGAAUGUAAUAAUGAGGACGAUGGUGCAUGGGACAAACCUUUCCCACCCCAGGUCAAAAACGAGGCAAAGGGUCUACAGAUAUCGGAAGAAGAUCGCAUGAUCGGAGUCGUGUCAUCCAAGCUUUACUGGAAUUACUUCAGAAGCGGGUUGAAUUCACUGGCGAUAAUUUCAUUAUUCCUACUUCUUCUCAUCUCUCAAGGUAAGCGACAGUUUUACAGGUUUAGAGAACGGAUUGUAUCAACGAAAAGCCCCGACACGUCAUAUAUUUUCAUCAAUAUAAUGGUGAGUUAAGUACAAACCUGCUGGAAACUACGCUCUCCUGGAGAGACGACUGGAAGAGAGACCUGCGCUACUAAGUUGCAAUAUACGCUUUCGCGAGAGCACUGUACGCAUGCGUACAUUAUCACCCCUUACAUUAUCCGCUGACGCCCCCUAAGAAUAUCCAGUUUGCAUAACCGAGUCUUUCAAACGCACCUUGUAAGCUGCCUUUCAUCCGCCCCGAUUCUCUUAAAAAAUAUCAAUAACAAUAACAGUAACUAUAAUAACAAUAACGAUAAUGAUAAUAAUAAAAUACUGAUAGUAAUAGUAGUAAUAACAAUGACAAUGAUAAUAAUAAGGAAGAAGAAGGAAAUUAAAAAGAAUUUUCCCUAGGAGGAAUCAUUCGAAAUCAUGGAAGAGAAAUGAUGAUGGGAAAACGCACAAUCAGGCGUCAGGUUAACUGAUCAAUAUGAAAGUCAGUUAUAAAGUGAAAAGUCCAUCCACUGAAAUCACACAAACUCUUACGUAGCGCCGAGAUAAUUGUUGUUUUACUUCUCAAACCCUUUUGCUUUUCUAACUUGACGUUGUCGUCGCCGUCGCCGUCGCCGUCGCCGUCGCCGUCGCAGUUGUUUUAAAACGUGUUUUGGUCUCACUCUUUUCACAGCAUUGCUAGUUUCUCCUGACGUAUGGCUGUCUAUUUUGACGCAGAAAAGUCCAGACGAUCAGCGUAACAAGACAAAUAUAACCAUUUACGGUUGUCUGGUCACCGCAGCCUUCAUAUUUGCCAUCAUCCGAGCGCAGGUAUUCCACCUGGCUUCAUUGAGAUGCUCAGAACGUCUCCACGACAAAAUGGUUGUGGCUGCUCUACAAGCCCCGGUGCUCUUCUUUGACUCCAAUCCCGUGGGGAGAAUCAUGAAUCGUUUCUCUAGAGAUAUAGGUUGUUUGGACGAAUUACUGCCUAAAACGUUUCUGCUCUCCAUUCAGUAUGCUUUGAUGAUGUCGACAGCAAUUCUUGUGCCAGCUGCCACGAAUCCUUGGCUUCUACUGGUUUUCGUACCCACCACUUUCCUAGCUGUCUAUAUUACCAGCUACUACUUGAAGACAUCUAGGGAACUGAAAAGACUGGAAUCCAUUUGUCGCAGUCCGGUUUUAUCUCACGUUUCAGAGACCCUGAAUGGACUGGACACGAUUCGGACAAGGAAAAGACAAGAUGACUUUUUGGAUCGGUUUCAUGGGUGUGUUGAAAUCUUUUUUUUAUUUUUUUCAUUUUUGCAUGAUAUAUAGACAAACACCUCGGGAAAACGGACACCUACAGAGUUGGUCCAUGCCGCUCUUUACUCCUUUGGUUUGUGACUCUCUAAAAGACGGGCAUCACUCCGAGACAGACACUUGAUCCUGUUCCCAACGAUGUCCGUCUUAGAGAGAGUCACGGCUAUCCCAGAAAAUAUAACUUCUUUCUACUCUCAGGCGCGAUUACUCUAACAGUUUUAAGUUUAUGUUGCGUUUUUUGAGUUCAUAAUGAGACACGUUAAAUUGAACCAAAAUCCUUUUUUGACCGACAAGAAACUCUCAGCAGAUUAUUCUUCAAGUUACUAUGGCAUAUACACACUCAGUGAUAUUGGCUGUUUUGAGCAAUCUGACUGGUUUACUAGAAAAAUUGAGCAUCAUUCACUACCUAGCGAGUGGAAAAUGCAUGAUCUUCAAAACAGAAACAAAAUGAAUUGAAUGAAAGAAGAUCAGAAAUAAGUUAAGGAGCUUUUAACCGUUUUAUGAUGACGUUAAGAUAAAUAAGUGUGUUCUACUUUUCAAGGCAUUGCAAGGCGAAUCGCACAUGUAUAUCAAUGAUCUCUCCCGUACAAGCCUGAAAAUUUUUUUCAGGCUUUCUUUUCGCAACUGCAAAAGUUGCGUAUACAGCUAUUUUGAGAAAGGUUGUUGGAAAAAGUGUGCACGCAACAAUCCCGAAAGGUAAUAUGGGAUAUGAUCGAUACACUGUUGCUGGCGACUGUAGCUGUCGAACCUACUUUUGUUGCUUUCCUUUAGCACUCGCAAACACAUUUCCAUGGCCUUUCGUGCCAAUUCUUUCUGAAGAACAGUGAACUUAAAAACCACCCACAAUGCCUUUCGGGAUUGUCGCGUGCACUUUUUCCGACAACCUUUCUCGAAAAAGCUGUAUAACUACUAUGAUCAUCCUUCAUUCAAUUCUUCACUCCGCAUUUCAAGUAUAUGAUUUUCAUAUAUUCAAAACUUGAUCUCUUAACUGUUACUAACAAAUCAAUGCACGUUAGAGAGAUGAAACAUGGCCAAUAUAAUUCGUAUGCCCAACGUUUCGACACAUCACCAAAGCGGUAAGGUCUUUUAGUGUCAGUAGCAUACGGUUGUGGAACAGUCUGCCUGAUGAUAUUAAAAGGAAAAACAGUCUUUCAUCUUUUAAGAAUGCUUUGAUAGCUUAUUUUAGAGAUUCUUAUAUUGAUAUUGAUAAUUUUGAAGCCUUAUUGUAAAUAUAUCUUUGUAUUGUUAGGUUAGUUAAUUUAGUUGAAGGCCAAUGGCUUAUCAGCUUCUGCUGUUAUGUGAUAACUUAUUUUAAUGAUUCUUAUAUUGAUAUUACCAAUUUUUAAGCACUAUUGUAAAUAUAUAUCUGUAAUUUUUAGGCUAGUUAGUUUAGUUGGAGGGUCACUGGUUUAUCAGCUUCUGCUGUUAUGUGUUUACCCUUAUUUUAAAAUAAAGUUGAUAGUUAUUAGACUUUAACAUGAAUAAAAACAACAGGCCAACCAACCUCUGAUGAGGAAGUAAUUUUGCGAAAUAAUUUCCCUACCGUCGGCUAGAAACGGGCAAAUUAGAAAUCAUGUUGCAUUCUCAUGAAGAAAACAAGAAUUUCUUUGGGAAUAUAAUAAAAUUUCUUUCGUUUUACUUCCUCAGGUAUCAAGAUGUAUACAGUCAGGUAUAUAUUAUGGUGAAGGCGAGUGCUCGGUGGCUUGGUGUUCAUAUGGAUCUUCUCUCUGCUAUAUUAAUUGGCACAGUGGCAGUAGCUGCCGCUCUGGUUUCUCAAGAUGCUGGUACGUGAACCAAUAUCCAGUCAUAAGAUUGUUUCAACAUUGUGAAAGAGAACUUUAAGUUAAAUACACUUUUUCGCGUUCUUAUAUACAGUGGAAUCUCGAUUUUUCGAACCACCUUUGGAAUAGCGUUGAAAUUGGUGUGAUUGGGCCUUGUCCGGUCCACAUAAAAUCAAUUUGAGCCUUGCUCCGCUACUCCCUUGAAUACCGAAAAACCCAAACUUAAGAGAAAUGAAAGGUUUUUCUCUUUUGGCUCAUCACAAAGCUGAAUUUUGCAAAACGGAAACAAAAUCGAAAUUAUUUUUAACCAAAUUGAACCAUUUUCAACAAUCACAAGGCCAAGUAAACAAGAACAAAACAAAUGUUUCUCUUCCCGCCCACUUCAUUUUUUGGGUCCGCCUCUCUUUUUUAUUAUUUGUUAUUGGAAAAGUUGGAACACACAAAAACCAAUAGCGGCGGUAUGCCAAAAGAGGAGAUACAAGCCAAAGAAAAAAACCAAGAAACUUUCAGACAGGCUAAAUGAUAAAGCCAAGCAUUCAUUACACACUGCGUCCUAUUCACGUUUUUAAUGCAACCUACAUAACGAGAUAUAAGGUACGACACAUCAAGUUGUUGUUUAAAACUUGUACCCUAGAAACCAAAUUUGUGUUUUAGCAAUAUCUGACGUUUCAUUCAAUCCCGACAUUAAUAUUUGUCCGAAGAACUCCAUCUUAUCCCUGGGAGAAGGCAAUAAUAAUUUGUAAAGAAAGCAUUAAAUUUAAAAGUAAAUAAAAGUCAGAAAUAACAAAAAAGAUCCCGCCUGCUCUCUUUUUCGAAGAAAGCCGGACGAGAAACAGUUGCCGUUUUUUUUUUUGCUUGGCCUAACAAGAACAAAAACUACUAUUAAUAGUAGCAGUAUUUAGUACGGUUUUUAAUACCAAAAGCGGUAGGACGCAAAAUUAAUAAGGUCGGCUGUAACAAAAACUGAUAAACACGUUAAAUAUUCUUUUUCUUUUCCAAUUAGCAUUUGCUGGUCUAGCCCUUGUUUACGUUAUUCAAAGUUCAGUUGUCACACAAUACGCCGUCAGGAAAGCCUCAGAAGUCGAGAAUUUAAUGACAUCAGUUGAACGAGUUAUCACGUAUACCAAACUUGAGUCUGAGCCUGGAUACAAAGUGAAACGACUUCCCCCGGAAAAUUGGCCAAGUGAAGGAAAUAUCACAUUCCAUGACGUAUCACUGACGUAUUAUCCGGGGGGUCCUCAAGUACUGAAGAAAAUCAACCUCACAAUCAAAGGAGGAGAAAAGAUUGGUAUCGCUGGUCGAACGGGCGCAGGAAAAUCUUCAUUUGUCGCUUCUCUAAUGCGCAUGCCCGAAGCCGAUGGAGGGAUAACGGUCGAUGAAGUUCGAAUAAAGGACAUAAACCUCUGCGAAACACGACGCUCAAUAUCAAUUCUAGGCCAAAGUCCUGUUCUUUUUAGUGGAUCACUCAGAAAAAACCUCGAUCUUAUGGAGCAGUUUCAAGACGCAGAAUUGUGGUGCGCUCUCGAAGAUGUACAGCUGAAAGAUUUAGUGGAAAGCCUAGAGGGGCAGCUAAAUCAUGAGUUAUUGGAGUACGGAGGAAAUGUCAGUGUAGGAGAACGCCAACUGAUCUGUUUGGCUCGAUUGUUGCUACAGCAAAACAAGAUCAUUAUUUUGGAUGAGCCGACUGCACAUGUUGAUCCAGACACAGAACAAACCAUCUGGAAGGUAGUUCAUGAGAAGCUGAAGGACUCCACAAUCAUCACUAUAGCUCAUCGUUUAAACACGAUAAGAGACUGUGACAAGAUACUGGUAUUAAAGGACGGACAAGUUAAGGAAUUUGACGGGUUUGAUAGGUUAUUGAAUACAAAAGGAAGCGUCCUGCGAGAAAUGGUUGAAAAGUUAGGAGUGUGA
Messenger RNA from Porites lobata, 9775 nucleotides. Lineage: Eukaryota; Metazoa; Cnidaria; Anthozoa; Scleractinia; Poritidae. The record is from the annotation of a GenBank genome assembly.